AUGAGUGCAGCAAAUAUGAACUUGCGUAAAUGGGUAUCCAAUGAUCCUGAGCUGAUGAGAAAAUGGGAAAAAGAAGAUUUCGAGAUCCAUCCACAUAAAAUCAAUGACUCAAACGAGACACUUAAGAUCUUGGGAAUAUCUUGGGAUACUAAUGAAGACAGUCUGAGUAUAGACACAGACAGUUUGAUGGAAUUCCUUAAGAAUAAGCGUAAUACGAAACGGUUCAUCUUGAAAACUGCCGGGAAGAUUUUUGAUCCCUUUGGGUUAAUAACUCCAUUUACUGUUAGACUUAAAUUCUUGCUACAAGAACUUUGGGUUCGAAAAUUGACAUGGGAUGAUGAACUACCUACAGAUAUCUGUCAAGAGUGGGCAAAGUGGUGCUGUGAGUGUCAUCAUCUAAGUAAAAUUGCAGUUCCAAGAUUCAUUUUGAAUCCCGAAGCCGAUUCCACAGAGAUCCAUUGCUUUUCAGAUGCUAGUCAGAGGGUGUACGGUACUGUUGUAUACAUAAAACUGCGUAAGCAAGAAGAAAUUUCUGUGAGUUUCUUCGCAUCAAAAUGUCGUGUUGCACCCGUGAAAAGAAUUACGUUACUUCGUCUUGAAUUACUUGGUGCAUUACUAGCAGCGCGUUUAGGUUCUGGAGUGAAAAAAUUGCUCGAUCAAAAGAAAUCCUCGAGAAUAUUUUAUUGGACUGAUGCCAAAAUAGUGCUAUGCUGGAUUAAAGGUACCAGUACCAAAUGGAAAUCUUUCAUCGCCAACAGAGUUAACGAGAUUAGGAAGUUAACACAGCCGACAGAGUGGUUCUAUUGUUCAACAAAAGAGAACCCAGCAGAUGUUAUGACGCGUGGUGUUCAAAUUGACUUUCUUGUGAACUGUUCCAAAUGGUGGUCAUGCUGUGACUUUCUAACAUGCUCAGAGAUUCCUCAUCAGGACUUAUCAAUUGAGGUAGUUGAAGAAAACCCUCAGGUAAGGAGGUACGGAGUACUUACUUUAGAAGAGAUAAAGGAUGCUGAGGUGUAUAUUUUAUUAGAGGCCCAAAAAAGUGAGUUUCUAGAAGAAAUAAAUCAAUUAAAAAGAGUAUUUGCUCAUACACAAACAAUAUGCAUAGUAUAUGUUGAAAAUCUAUAUAGUAAUAUAUCAACAAAAUGUGAUCAAUACAUGUAA
Molecule: messenger RNA, 1161 nt
Organism: Stegodyphus dumicola
Lineage: Eukaryota; Metazoa; Arthropoda; Arachnida; Araneae; Eresidae
Source: RefSeq, a predicted model, not a curated record